Messenger RNA from Epinephelus moara (kelp grouper), 1810 nucleotides. It is a transcript of the gene ippk, whose product is annotated as inositol 1,3,4,5,6-pentakisphosphate 2-kinase. Gene Ontology annotation, molecular function: inositol-1,3,4,5,6-pentakisphosphate 2-kinase activity; ATP binding. Gene Ontology annotation, cellular component: nucleus. The transcript has 14 exons. The coding region runs from base 174 to 1676 and encodes 500 amino acids. Gene Ontology annotation, biological process: inositol phosphate biosynthetic process. The record is from RefSeq and is a predicted model, not a curated record. NCBI's taxonomy places the organism in Eukaryota, Metazoa, Chordata, Actinopteri, Perciformes, Serranidae.
CGGGGCCGGGCGGCAGCAGCAGUGGCAGCAGCAGCAGAAGUCAGUCGGUCCUGUGGUACUUCGGAGUUACCACUAGCAGCCAGUAGUACCAGUCGGAGUACUUGUAUGUUUCUGUGCCGUCGUGUGUUACUUUCUGGCCGUUAACGGGAGCUGAGCGUGUCGUCGUUAGUGUGAUGGAACUGGACAAAAUGGACGAGAACGACUGGAAGUAUCACGGAGAGGGGAACAAGAGCCUGGUGGUCUCACACGUACAGCUUUCCAGAGUUCUACGCCUGCUCAAGUAUCCGGCCGAGAACUCUGAAAAUCCACCACAGACGGUGGAACAGGCCUUCCGGCAGAUCCAGAACAUUGUUGACUUCAGCUCCAAUGUGAUGAGCAGCCUGCUGGGAGAGAAGUUCAUCCACAGUGGGGAAGUGGUCAAACUGCCGCUGGAGUUUGUACGACAACUGUCAAUCAAAGUUCAACAUCAAAGACCUGCCUGGCGCUGUGAUAAGGUGAUGGACAUCUACAGCGGCUGUGCUCUCUGUUUGCCCAACCUGACAUCUCCAGCACUCCACCCAUCAACACACACUCCUCCACUCUGCAUCGAGAUCAAGCCUAAAUGUGGUUUCCUGCCGUCCUCCAAACAUGUCAGCAAAGACAUCAAGACCAAAGUGUGUCGCUUCUGCAUGCACCAACACUACAAGGUGGCCAAUGGGAAGUGGAAGAGACGCAGUCUGUACUGUCCUCUAGACCUGUUCUCAGGGAACAGACAGAGAAUGCACUUUGCCAUCAGACACCUGAUAGAAGAACCUCAGAACAACUUCAAAAUCUUCAAGGGCGGUCAGUGUAUCUACAGCAGUAAGGAGGGCAGUGACGACUCCUUGGACCUGAACUCUCUGCUGCAUCAUCUCAGACCGUACUUCCUGUACGGAAACAACCGAAUCAACAGUCACAUGACCAGCAAAGCUGUCCUGAACGACUUCAUCCAGGUCCUGGUGAACGCCCUGCUGAGUGGUGGAGGAGGGGAUGGAGGGGUGGUGACAGACAGACGAGGAGAAGGGCGGAGCUUCUGUGAAGCGAGUCUGUUCAACAAGGAGAGAAUUCGCCACGGCUCUCAGGGUUUACCCAGCGACAGUGUUUUGUUCAGGAUUCUUCAGACUCAGAUGUUGGACACACUGGACAUUGAGGGACUUUACCCUUUGUACCGCUGUGUGGAGCAACACCUGCAGGACUUCCCCAAGGAGAGAACUCGUCUUCAGAUGGACGGGCCGUACAACGAGGCCUUCCUGGAGAAGCUGCAGAAAUGUCCGACUGAGGAUGACGGCUCUGUGGAAUACGCUGUUGCCAAGGUCCACCAGUACCGCGUCGCCAUGACAGCCAAGGACUGCUCCAUCAUGGUCGCCCUGGUGCCCAGCAGUGAGGAAGAAGAGGACGAUGAAGGUCUCUCCAGUCAGAGGCGGCUCAGGGACUUCCUCUCCUCCAGACCUCCUGCUUUCUCUUACUCAGUCUCCAUUUUGGAUCUGGACCCGAAACCGUUUGACAGCAUCCCCCGCCAGCUGCGCCUGGACCAGAAGAUCGUCUCUUGCUACCUGAGGACUGGUGGAACCUUGCCAAAGGGCUCUCUGCCGCCACUCUCUGGCAUCUUCACAGCUGCAGAGAGAGAGGACUGCACGCUGCUCUUUCACCCCGUGUGAACACCUAACAAGAGCCGGAUGACCCUAAGGACGAAGACUGAUGCCACGCUGAUGCCUCAAACGGAGUCGCCAUGUUGAUGCAGAGGUCGAGAAUCACUUCAGACCAAAGCUGUUGAUGGGAGACUUCACUGCAG